Manis pentadactyla (Chinese pangolin) is the source of this 2959-nucleotide messenger RNA. RefSeq names its product SPT20 homolog, SAGA complex component (gene SUPT20H). Gene Ontology annotation, cellular component: SAGA complex. Lineage: Eukaryota; Metazoa; Chordata; Mammalia; Pholidota; Manidae. The coding region runs from base 287 to 2611 and encodes 774 amino acids. The transcript has 26 exons. The record is from RefSeq and is a predicted model, not a curated record. Gene Ontology annotation, biological process: regulation of transcription by RNA polymerase II. Gene Ontology annotation, molecular function: transcription coregulator activity.
GGGAGCGCCGGCUUCCCGAGCGGCCUUUCGCCGCGUUCCGGUGCCCGGAGCCCGCGGGAGGGAGCCGGUGUCCCCAGGGACGCGGUGGGCCUGGCCGAUCCCGCCGCCCUUCCGGCGGCCACCUCCGCUGCUUCUCGCGGCGCUGCCACGCGUCGCUUUGCAUUUUUGCUUUGACUUUGGGCUCCAGUUACAGUACAGUAAGAUUGACAGUAAAGACAUGGUUUUCAUCCCACUUCAUCAACGCACAUAAGUUUUCUCUUCUUUUUGGACCCUAUUUUAUACCGCAAUGCAACAAGCUUUGGAACAAGCUUUGGACCGAGCAGAGUACAUCAUUGAAAGUGCCCGACAGAGACCUCCUAAAAGGAAAUACCUAUCUAUUGGAAGGAAAUCUGUAUUUCAAAAACUUUAUGACUUGUAUAUUGAAGAAUGUGAGAAAGAGCCUGAGGUUAAGCAGAAAUUAAGAAGAAAUGUGAACUUGUUAGAGAAGCUUGUUAUGCAAGAGACGUUGUCAUGUUUAGUGGUCAACCUGUACCCAGGAAAUGAGGGAUAUUCUCUGAUGCUCAGGGGAAAAAAUGGAUCAGAUUCUGAGACCAUUCGACUGCCUUAUGAAGAAGGGGAAUUGCUUGAAUACUUGGAUGCAGAAGAGUUACCUCCUAUUUUGGUUGAUCUUCUAGAAAAAUCUCAGGUUAAUAUUUUUCACUGUGGAUGUGUCAUAGCAGAAAUACGUGACUACAGGCAGUCCGGCAAUGUGAAAUCACCUGGUUACCAAAGUAGGCAUAUUCUUCUACGUCCAACAAUGCAGACUUUAAUCUGUGAUGUACAUUCAAUAACAAGUGAUAACCAUAAAUGGACCCAGGAAGAUAAACUCUUGCUUGAGAGCCAGCUGAUCCUGGCUACAGCUGAACCACUGUGUCUUGACCCUUCUGUCGCAGUGACAUGCACUGCAAACAGGCUGCUCUUCAACAAGCAGAAGAUGAACACGCGCCCAAUGAAGCGGUGUUUCAAGAGGUAUUCCAGGUCCUCUUUAAAUCGGCAGCAGGAUCUGUCUCACUGUCCACCUCCUCCUCAGCUCAAGUUACUUGAUUUCUUACAAAAGAGAAAGGAAAGAAAAGCAGGUCAGCAUUAUGACCUCAAAAUUUCCAAAGCAGGAAAUUGUGUAGAUAUGUGGAAACGGAGUCCCUGUAAUUUGGCCACACCUUCUGAAGUAGAUGUGGAGAAAUAUGCUAAGGUUGAAAAGUCCAUCAAAUCUGAUGACUCACAGCCAACAGUCUGGCCAGCCCAUGAUGUAAAGGAUGAUUAUGUAUUUGAAUGUGAAGCUGGUAAUCAGUAUCAGAAAACAAAGCUGACCAUCUUACAGUCACUUGGUGACCCACUUUACUAUGGUAAAAUACAGCCAUGUAAAGAAGAUGAAGAAAAUGACACCCAGAUGUCUCCAUCCCACUCCUCCACAGAUGAUCAUUCAAAUUGGUUCAUUAUUGGAUCAAAGACUGAUGCUGAGAGGGUAGUCAAUCAGUACCAGGAAUUGGUCCAGAAUGAGGCCAAAUGUCCCAUCAGGAUGUCACACAGCUCCAGCGGCUCCGCCAGCUUGAGUCAGCUCUCUCCGGGGAAGGAAGCGGAACAACCUGAGACCCUGUCAGUUCAGUCUUCCGUGCUUGGGAAGGGAGUAAAACACCGGCCGCCACCCAUCAAACUUCCUUCAAGCUCAGGAAAUAGUUCCUCAGGUAGCUAUUUUACACCACAACAGGCCAGCAGUUUUCUUAAAUCUCCAACUCCUCCUCCUGCUUCCAAGCCACCAAGUCUUUCUCGAAAGUCCUCUAUGGAUCUCAGCCAAGUUAGCCUGCUUUCUGCAGCUGCCUUGUCACCCGCCAGCUCGUCACAGAGAACCACGGCCGCCCGGGUCACGGCACACUCCGCGGGAGUAAACCUCGUCGGCGCGGUGGGCUCUGUGUGUGGGGCUCAAGCUCUGAUGAGCGGCUCAAACCCUGUGCUGGGCUGUCACGCUGGUGCCGCAGCUCCCGCAGGAAUAAGCCUGAGCGGCCUCCUCCCCUCGGGCGGUCUGCUCCCGAGCGCGCCGCCCGCCGCGGUGCAGGCAGCUGCCCAAGCAGGUGUUCCAUUUGGUUUAAAAAAUUCUUCAAGUCUCAGACCCUUAAAUCUACUCCAGCUUCCAGGUGGGUCCCUUAUCUUUAACCCCCUGCAGCAGCAGCUCUCUCAGUUUGCACCACAGCCUCAGCAGCCCUCAGUGCCUGGUCCUCAGCAUCCCGGGGAGCAGGGUUCUGAACAAGGUCCAACCAGUCAAGAACAGGCUUUAUCUGCUCAGCAUGCUGCUGUUAUUAACCUUGCUGGAGUAGGAAGUUUUAUGCAGUCGCAGGCAGCUGUGUUGUCUCAGCUUGGCUCUGCCGAGAACAGACCUGAGCAAAGCCUUCCUCAGCAGAGAUUCCAGCUCUCCUCUGCCUUCCAACAGCAGCAUCAACAGAUCCAACAGUUGCGAUUCUUGCAGCAUCAAAUGGCUAUGGCAGCAGCGCAAACAGCUCGGCUACGGCGGCGGCGGCACACAGGCAGCCGGUCAAAAAGUAAAAUGAAGAGAGGCACACCAACCACUCCGAAAUUCUGAGUCUUGCGUUAUUUUUUUUUCUUUUCAUAAGAGCACUGAAUCAAAAGGAUUCUGAGUUUCUACUUCAUUUUUGUUUUUUUUUAAUGCAUCAGUAUUUUACAUUGCUAGAUGUACAAACUUUAUACAAAAGCACAACCCUAUGAUUUUUAAAUAAAAACGAGAAUGGUUUAAUGAACCAUUAGGGUUGGUUUGCCUAAGUCGUUGCUUUUUAAAAAUGGUUUCACUGUACAUAAUACAAAUGGAAGUGACCUAAGAAAUACUAGAAACAUCUUUCAGAAGAACGUAGUUUGAUAUUUAUUUAGUAUAAAAUGUUUGUGCACAGUGUAACAAAUACAGUUUUUACAAGUC